CCUAAUGGGCACACACACACAUGCAUACACACACACACACACACACACACACUUGCUCGGCCCGGACGGCCAUUCAACUGAGUCACGGAAUGCCGCCGCACUCGGUGUGUGUCGCGCAACUCGCGCUCCGGUGUCCAGUAUUUGUUCGCCGAUUAGCAGUGGCGGUCGUCGUCGGUUUAGGGCUUUGGUUUCCGGACCGGACCGCUGAACGGUGGUAGUUACCUUUCUUCCAUUCGUGUUUCCAAGUACGCGGGGAAAAGUCGAAAGAAAAGCUACACCGGAGAAAGUGAUUUGAUAGCGCUACACCGAUCUACGAACCCGAUCAGAUCGGCGGUGUUCUACGGCGAGGCUGUGUGCAAGUGUCUGUUAGUGCCAUUCGCCGGUUGUGCGGGGGAGUGUUGAGAAUUAGAAAUUUCCGCAUGCACAGUGUGAGAAGAGUGAAGUGAGAAAAAAAGCGGUUGUUGUUUUUCAACCCCAAACCCAUUAGUAUCGUGUCAGCAGCUCUCCGAAGUGUGCUCGUGGGGAGGGGUUGCCGAUCGCAACGAGCACGUAGUUGGAAGUGGGGCUCGCAAAGAGACGACGAUAACACAGCCGUUAGAUAGCACGAAUAAAGGGAAAAAUAUUACACUGCUCUGUGUGUUCAUGUGUGCGUGUGUGUGUGUGUGUGUGUGUCCACUUUCGAGAUAAAACCUAACCGAGCCGAGUGAAGUCAGUAGAAACUGUGUGUGCCGUAGAGACGACGUCUCAUCAUCUCGUUUCGCAUUCAACUCCGUUGAAUCGUCUUUUUUUCUCCUGCCCCCACGAUCAUCUUCGCCUCGUGAGAAGUGAACUGUGAAACGUGGAACGAAGGCAACCGCCCCCCGAAGUUUGCGCAACAUAUCAACGUGGGUGGGUGGGAAAACAAAAUGAGCAGCCAUGGUGGUGGUGGUAGUGGUAGUGCCAACAACGAAGACGACGUUGAGGAGGCAAUCCAUCAGUCGUACGCCCGGCCGAAGAAGCAGACGACGCACUUGAAGCCCGCUGGUGAUCGCGUUUCGUGUGACAGCGGUAUCUCGCUGGAGGAUCCGGCGUUAAUCCACACCCCGGCCAACCAACCCCCUCCCACCGCGCUAGUGCGCCGCCCGAAGGGUAAUGGUGGUGCCGCAUCGUACGUACGGCGGCUAACGCAACUGUUCGAGAACCUAACGCACGACGAGCUGCGCCAGGAGCAGGAACGACAGGAGCAACAGUGUACCAUGGGCACCUUAGCACCGCCGGGCGAGCUGCAGCAGGUAGCCGAGGAGUCAACCACACCGGAAGUGACCGAAGACGGCCCGACAGCGCCACCCCUCCACCAGCUCCGUGCAGCAGUUCCGUGUCAAGUGCCGAUCGUGGUGGAAAGUGUGGUGGAAAGUGAAAAUUGCCCCGGCGCGAGUGAAGCGUCGAACGAUGCGGAAAUUGCACAAGACGCAUUAGCGCCGCUGCUGCCGGCCCGUUCGCGCAGGUCCAAUUUGGAGGCCAGCGCGGAAGAGCGCGCUAUGGCGAUGAGUGUGCGUGCGAGUGGUGGUGCGGCAGGGGGCAAGAAACGGCUCAGCCGACGACGUCAAACGUUGCAGGGUGUCGUUGGUGGUGGUGGUGGUGGUGCAGGAGCGAGGGCACUCGGUUACACUACGCCCGAGCAGAGUGAUAAGACGGAUGGGGAACAGUGCUACGACUACAUGUACGAUGACGAUGAGUUCGAUACCAGUGAUGAGGAGGAGGAGGGAGAACAAGUACCAGCAGUGCAGCAGCCGGACAGGGCCAUUGCGGGAAGUGAGGGCGAAUUCGGCGAAGGCCCGAUAGUGCCGGACGAGAUUUUGGAGGCUCACAACAUGCUCGUCCCGGGCGUAGUGGAUCGGGGCACGCCGCACUACGAAGAGCACGACGAGUUUAGCAGCAGUUCGUUCGACAGUGACUCGGAAGAUGGGGAACCGUUCGCGGUGCGGCCAGAUUCGAACAGUUCACUCAAAACAGCUCGCGUAUCAAGCAUUCUACAGGAGCUGUUGGCAAACGAGGCGAACUACGUGCAAACGCUUGGCCGCGGGAUCGAAAACUAUGUCAGCAUAAUGGCGGGGAAAAACCUUCCCCCGGGACUGCGGGGCCAGAAGUAUCACAUCUUUGGAAACAUUGAAAAGAUUCAUAACCUUCACCAGAACCAGUUUCUGCCGAUGCUGGAGAGCAAUCGGGCUAGCAUAGCUGGCAUUGCGGAAACGUUCAUCUGGUUCCUGGAGAACGACAAGUUCUACUGCUACAUCAUGUUUGCGCUGAACCGUCCCAAGUCGGAGCGAAUAUGCAACAAGAACUUGGACUUCUUUCAGCGUCGCCAACAAGAGGUGGACGACAAGCUCGGCUUGAACAGCUUCCUGCUGCAGCCGAUCCAGCGGCUGCCCCGCUACAAACUCCUGCUAGCCGAGAUUAACAAGGAGAUCCUGAAGCAGCUCGAGGACACACUGCUGGAGUCGGUCAAGGACGAGAUCGGUAUCCUGUGCAAGGCGGAGAAGCGGCUCGAGCGCUUCAUCGACAUCGUAAACGAGGCGAUGAGCAUCAACGACAUCCAAGAGUGUUAUGAGGCCCCUACCAGCGUCCAGAUGGAGCUCAUGAAUCAGUGCCUUGCGAUCUCCGAUCUCUUCAGCAGUCCACUGCACGCACCGAUGGUGCUGAUACUGCGUCCCCAUCAGGAUCACAAUCCCUCGAAACGAGAACCUAUUAACCUGUUCAGUCAGGGCAAGUUCCGGAAAAUGUUCGAGGUUGACAUCUACGAUUGGGACCAUCGGCGGCGCUAUCCGGCGAAGCUGUUCCUGUUCGAACGGAGCGCCAUCUACGCGGAGAAGGUCAAAACCCAUCUCGAGUACCGCGGCCGGUACGACGAGUCGGAGAUCGGCAUGCACAACGAGAACCGCAACAAGGUGUAUCUGUACGCGCGAAAGCGUGGCAUACAGGAGAUCGAGGUGACCUGCGGCGACAUGAACGAGGCGCAGCGUCUGUCCACACACGUCGAGAAGAUGAUGUGCGAGUUUGCGGUGAACGAGCGUGACCGGAUCAACACGAUGGUGCGCCCCCGGAUACCGAGCGUGAUGACGAUCAAUCGACGCAGCGUUACCAGCAUGAUGUCCGGCACUGGUCCUGUGAAUAGUAUGCGAGAAAGCUACGAGUCCACCUCACAAACCACCUGGAGCACCGAUAAACCGAUCGCACAGCUUGCAAUUAUGCAGAAGAACUUUUGCCGAAUAUUGGCCGCUAACAGGCGCUACUACUUCCACGAUCUGCCGCAAGAGAUCGCGUCCCGUGUGGCGGAGUUUAUGCGCGUGUACGAUCGCAUACUGCAUUUCCACACCAAGCGCUUGUACGAGGAUUUGUCACGGGCCGACACUGGGAUCGAUGAGGUGUGCGAGAUGUUCAUUGGAUAUUUUAAGGAAGGUGUUUUUGAUGUCUACAAUGAAUAUAUAAGGCUGUUCAAACCAGCAGCGGAGAUUUUGAAAAAUGUCCAUAAAGCAGCGCGCUCCAGCAUUACCGACAGCAUGGUCGCACCGACGAUGGAUGAGUUUACCUUCCUGAGCGUCCAGCACUGGAACAAGCUGGAGCACUUCUUCCAGGCCCUGGUCGUGCAGCUGUCCGAGCAGCUCAACUCGGGCCACAUGGAGCAUCAGGACCUGUUUCGGAAGCUGGCCUACGUAGAGGUACAGGUUGCCGGGUUCCGCAAGCUGCUCUUCCAAAACUAUCGGCUCUUCAACAUGGACGAGAAGAUAUCGCCUGCCAAGCUCGGUCUGGUGCUGUACUCCGACCGGGUGCGGUAUGACAACGAAACGAUCAGCUCCCACCGGGUGCUGCUCUGUGACCGUGCGGUCGUCUGUGUUAAAUUCCAUUUCGUACGGGAAUUUGGACGCCAAACGGAAAAGUACACCGGGUUUGCUUUUAUCGACCGUUUCGGGCGCGAUGGACCGAGGAUGCCCAACGUGCGGAUUAGCAAAAAGUCCGAGGUGCGCCUGAACGUGGUCCAGAACGAAGCCAAACAUCCGAUUGACUUUGGCAAUACGGCCAACCGGGACAAGUUCUACGGACAGUACUGUACGGUGUUUGCCCGGCACUCUUAGAACGGAAAUUGGUUAUAGUAUAGCUGUAGCGUAUAGCCUCUCCUUUGUACCCCAAAACAAACUCGUAAUAAAUUCCCCGUGUUAGCAGUCUUUCUACUGCCAUUC
Anopheles merus is the source of this 4214-nucleotide messenger RNA. RefSeq lists its product as uncharacterized. Gene Ontology annotation, cellular component: cytoplasm. Lineage: Eukaryota; Metazoa; Arthropoda; Insecta; Diptera; Culicidae. The transcript has 11 exons. The record is from RefSeq and is a predicted model, not a curated record. The coding region runs from base 906 to 4109 and encodes 1067 amino acids. Gene Ontology annotation, molecular function: guanyl-nucleotide exchange factor activity. Gene Ontology annotation, biological process: axon guidance.